Clupea harengus (Atlantic herring) is the source of this 5757-nucleotide messenger RNA. It is a transcript of the gene clvs2, whose product is annotated as clavesin 2. NCBI's taxonomy places the organism in Eukaryota, Metazoa, Chordata, Actinopteri, Clupeiformes, Clupeidae. The record is from RefSeq and is a predicted model, not a curated record. Gene Ontology annotation, cellular component: membrane; endosome; clathrin-coated vesicle. Gene Ontology annotation, biological process: lysosome organization. Gene Ontology annotation, molecular function: phosphatidylinositol bisphosphate binding.
CUUCCAGUGAUCCACUCAAUGUCUCCACAUCGAAGCAAGCGUAUCGUACUUGUUAUCCCCUGUAAGACUCGAGUGAUUUAAAAGUGGCCAAUAUUUACGGGUUGUUUUUUUUGCAGCGGGACCAAGUAGUCCACAUCUCAAACAUACAAAAUAUCGCCAUUUUCGGUCGUUUCAAACAAAGCAUUUUCAAAGAUUUUUAUUGUGAUAUGAUCACUUCUCAACAUUCUAUAGCGAAUGGAAAAAAAUAAGUGGUGUCUAAAACGCAGGAAAUGAGCAGGAUUUGAAGUGUAAAAUGGGAGAGAGGUACUAGCUGGUUGCAGGCACGGGGCAGGUGUUGGGAUGUGAAUAGCGAGAGGAAAGGACGCCUUUCUCCUCCUCCUCUUCUGCCGCCAUGUGAUGACGGACGGGCUGACUGUAUCACCGGAGCGAUGGUUUUAAGUCACUUUCACCAGCAACAAAGCGGCAACAGCAGCACUGACGUAAACCCGCCACCACAGCACCGAGGCAAUACGACGCCGGGAACAGGGGCACUUGGACCGAAACAAUAAAGGAAAUCUUCGAAAACAAAUACACAGGAUGGGAAUCGGCCGCCGGGAAACCCCGAGUCUGUCGACGAGCAACAUCACCGUUUUGCUGUAAUUUCUAGCAAUCCAUGGCUGCACUUCAAAGGUUUAAAAUGCAUUCAGAAUGGAGAGUUGUGUCAAGAGUUGCUGCAGGGUGCCGCAUUGCCUGGCCGCUUGAUGGUAGGAUAGUGUAAUGCUUUAAUGGUGAUGGUAAUGUUUAGGUCUUUUUGGGUGGGGAUGGUUGAAUGAACGGCUUGUACAUUUGUGUUACCAACGUCGCCAGGUUAAAUGUAUACAUCUUCACGCGAUACAGUAAGUCUAUCGGCUGAAGCCAUAUGCAUUUGAAUUGCUCAAUACGACAGUUUGAAUGUACGCGAAUACAUUGUAGAGAAAAUAGAUAACCAGAACUUGUAUACAGGUAAACUCACAACUGCGCUGACUGGAAACUAGAUUGCUAUCGUUAAUCAUGCUCAGGACGAUCUCGAAAGUCGGUUUUUAAUCUGGAAGCACCACACAGAGGGUUGUCAAUACGUGACGCAUUUAAUAUUGUUGUCUUCUUUUUUGGCGAUUUUCCCAAAUCUGCUGUGCCACUUUCUUACUGUUUCGUUCUACGCGUUCGCGUUUGUACAAGGACAAUGACUCAUUUGCAAGCAGGCCUUUCUCCGGAGACGCUGGAGAAAGCCAAGGUGGAGUUAAAAGAGAACCCCGACACUUUACAUCAGGACAUACAGGAGGUGAGGGACAUGAUCAUCACCCGACCAGACAUUGGCUUUCUCAGGACAGACGAUGCUUUCAUCCUAAGGUUCCUCCGAGCGCGGAAAUUUAACCAUUUCGAGGCGUUCCGCCUCCUGGCCCAGUAUUUCGAGUAUCGCCAGCAGAACCUUGAUAUGUUCAAAAACUUGAAAGCAACCGAUCCAGGGAUCAAGCAAGCUCUCAAGGAUGGGUUUCCAGGGGUGCUUUCCAACUUGGACCGAUAUGGCAGGAAAAUUCUGGUCUUGUUCGCAGCCAACUGGGAUCAGAGCAGGUACACGUUUGUGGAUAUUUUGCGGGCGAUUCUGUUGUCACUUGAGGCCAUGAUUGAGGACCCAGAGCUACAGGUGAAUGGAUUUGUGUUGAUCAUCGACUGGAGUAACUUCACGUUCAAGCAGGCCUCCAAACUCACACCAAGCAUGCUGCGACUGGCCAUAGAGGGACUACAGGAUAGCUUCCCGGCCAGGUUUGGAGGGAUCCACUUUGUCAACCAGCCGUGGUACAUUCAUGCGCUGUACACCGUCAUACGACCUUUCCUGAAGGACAAAACAAGGAAAAGGAUCUUCAUGCAUGGAAACAACCUGAACAGCCUGCACCAGCUCAUUCUGCCCGAGAUCCUGCCCUCGGAGCUGGGCGGCAUGCUGCCCCCCUACGACAUGGGCACCUGGGCCCGCACACUGCUGGAUCAUGCCUACGACGAGGACUCCGACUACUGCCCCGAGUCGUACACACUCUCCGUCAAGGACCUGGAGAAAGACCUGUCCCCCAAAACCAUGAAGAGGUCUCAAUCGGUGGUGGAGCCUGGGGUGCUUAAGAGGCCGGAGAAAGUGAAGAGCGAGGAGGAGAACAUGCAGCCGCUGCUCUCCCUGGACUAACAGCCCACCCACCCCACCCCAGACCCUGCCGGCCAGAGGGAGACAUCAACCACCACCCCCUCCAACCAUCCGACCUCCCCUCCUUCCCAAAAAACAACAGGAGAGGGAGAGAAUUCCUUGUUCUCAAAAUUGAACACCAUGCGAGUUAUAUAAAUAUAUAUAAUAAAUGUAACGUAACACAGACAACUGAUGAAGGGAAGGAGCGGUGGAAAUCCAUGAAGAGAGCCCUGAAGAGGGCGAGAAUGAACAAAGGACUGAGACGGAGGAGAGGAGAGUGGCUGCCAUUUUGAGAGAUUUGUCAUUUUUUGUUUGUUUAUUUCCUGUUUUUUUAAGAGGGUGGAGGGGCAGCGGGUAAGGUGUGGUAAAGAGCUGAUGGAGGAGAUCCAUAUGUCAUUGUCAGGUGCCAACUCAGAACUGUACAUACACUCUAGAACUAAGCCUAGGUUGGGGGAGUUAAAAGUGACAAGAACACGCCAUGUAAAGGCUGCUGUGAAUACUCUGUAUGUGCUUCUCGUGAAAUAUUUUGUGGACAACAACAACAAACAGAAAUCUGAAAAUUUGAAAGGGCAUUGUAUGUUAAGGCGGGUAAAUUGAGCUUCUGUGAGGAUAUGAGGGUGGGGGGGACUUAUGGGCUUCUUUCGAUGAUUCUAAUAUCAGAAAUCGACAAAAAGCGCAGCUCAGGAUAAGUAAUAACUACAUCAUGCUUCAAACAGCAAGCGAGUGAAAAAGGUUUGGCUGAGUCAGUUUAAUGUGUGCUUCGCACGUCGGGCAAGAACAAACAAGAGUUCAAGCAAAUCACCCUUUACACCAGGAGGUGCAGGGAAUAAUGUUGUUCAAGGCCAGUUCCUGUCAGGUCUGGAUUGAGAGAAUGCCAAGGGUUUGAAGAGGUCUACUCUCAUACUCAUUGUGAACGGAUCGAAUGUUUCCCUGGUUGUCUGUGAAACAUUUGCUUCAUUGUUAAAAAGGGACGACAAAUCUUGUUCAGUAUUUCGGAUCUAUCAAGCCUUGGCUGUACAUUGCUAUAAUGAUGGCGUUUUGUUACUUGGUUGUUUGAGGCAUUUAGGAUAGCAUCUUGAUCUGUUGCUCUCUGUUGCGGUAUUAGGGUCUUCUUUUUCUUCCCAUAUGCUAGAGAGAGCACACAGAGAAACAGGAACGCAUCUGAUUGUCCAGGCGAGGGUUUGAUUGUUCUUCUUUUAUUUCUAAUUCUAGCCAUUUUUAAAUAUUAGCAUUGGAUGGAAGCAAUGCUUACAUGUAAGCCAAAAGCAGUAUUUGCCUCACAUGGACGAAUGUAGUGAAAGGCUCAAUCAAAGGCUAUUUCAUGUCAAUGUUAGUAACAAGUUCUUAAGAACAAUUGGAAAGACACACAACAUUGAAAACGACUUGCAGGAGGCUAAAAAGAUUUCGGCAAGACCUCUGUGGUGGGGUCCUUGAAUUGAUUAUUCUUAUUAGCUGUGUCGUAACGAAGGGUUAACCAUUACACCAAUAAGAAAACAGCUUGUCCAAUGUCAUAGCUAGAAGAUGAUACCUUGGAGGGAGUUUGACGUGACCCAACAUGGUUACUUGCAUCGGGGCAAAGCGAUGUGUUAGCCAUGGAGGUAGCCAUCUUUUACUGUUUCAAGGUUAACCCAGAGGUAGCUUAGCAUACGGUAUUGAGUGUUUUUUUUAACAUCGCAUAUGUUUCUCUGUAUUCUGUAAUGUCUCCAGCUUGAGCUAGUGUACAGUCAAACACAUUUGACAGGGAUGGAUAACCAAUCAGUGGCUGUCGUGAGAGGCUCAUUGCCAACAGCGCACACUACCAGGCGCGAGGAUUGUUACUUGAAAUCCGAUUUAAAUACAGUAUAUAAAGAUAUUAUUUUUCUCACGUUGUUAUUUUAUGACUAAACUUUAACAGAAACACAAAACGACAAGAUGUAUACUUAUCUAAAAGGACUGGAGCUUUUUUGGUGUGGACGUGGACGUUUUGUAGGUUACUAUCUACUGUUUUCUUCUCUUUUCUUCUCGAACAAAGCACUGCUUAUUUCCAUCCUGUGUUUGUGUAUGUGUGUGUGUGUGUGUGUGUGUGUGUGUGUGUGAGUGUGAGUGUGUGUGAGCAUACCUUUUUUCCCCUCUCUAUUCCAAUCUUUCCUCCCAUACUUCUCUUUAUGGGAGGCGGCAGAGCUUGGGGCUAUUCUCGGCAAGCAGGCUUUUGAGUUCCUGACACAGCAAUGCCCGUUAUGUCACAACCGCUGCCUCUGCCCGGCCCCGUCUCCGUCUCCGUCCCCGCAGUGAACUGGGGCAGACAGUCCUUUAAGCCCAGCGCCGCUACACAGCACAGGGCACGUCAGCUCAGCAUGAACCUCCUCAAAAACUGGAGCUUGGCAAACUGUAGCUGCCGGAAUGUACCGCUCAUGUGUGGGGUUGUUUGCGGGGGGGGGGGGGGGGUUGAUUCCUCUGUCCUCCGCUGUUGCUUUUCUUUUGUUACUAAAUGGGCGCUGUACCUGUAUGAGUUAACAGUGUUCAUUUGAGAUCCACCGCCCUCUGUCCCCUUCUAAACCAUUGAAUGUUGGCUUGAGUAUGAUUAUUAUGAGUAUUCAAGUAUGUGCUUCAUUAGUAGUAUACUACAAAUCCACUGAGGUGUUUACUUUGUUUUUGGCAAAAAUGCCAAAAAGGCUCUUUUGAAAAUGGACGUCUCGAGGUGGCGCCGUAGUCUGUUACUCAUACCCGUGUUAUUGCGUGUUAUUUAAAGGCAUUUAUUUUCCAUUUUUUGUCAGUAUUUUGAGGAUUUUGACGAGUCACUGAUUAUUUAUUGUCCUGUGCACUUUUCUUUUCAGAUCAUGCAAUGUUGAAGACCAGCCUUUUUCUAAUUUGAAAACAAUGUGUUACAAAGAGUUAUGGAAUGUUUCUCAAAUUCUGUGUGUUUUUUGAUAAUUAUUUCUGGAGUUGUUUUGCUAUAUAUGCACACUGAAGUCAGUAAAUGUGUUAAGUGUCAUUCACAACCAAAGCCGCCACCUACUCCCCCCCCCCCCCCCCUCCUGCAUAAUCCUUCACUUUAGUUUCAAACUGAAUCUUGAGCAUACACAGUAGAUAACUAACAUCAUGAUAUUUUUGGUAAGAUUCUCUAAUAAGGUUGACUAAAUAAAAGCUAUGCAACUCCUCUUGGGCAACUUCCUGGUACUGUAAGCAGUACUGCUGAUAUGGUCAUACUUGUGAUCAAAACUGCAUUACGCAAUGAAAUUAUUAACACGAUACUCGUGAAGUUCCCAAGAUAAUGUUACGUAGGGCUUUCUCAACCGUUGCAUAGUUCUUAUUUAGUCACUCCGAAUAAAAAAAAAAGUUUGUGUAUUAUUAUUAAAUAUAUGACACACAGUGCUUUUAGUUUGGCCAAAUUACUUUUCUUUUCAUAUCACAUUGAUUGUACAUAGGAAACUAGAAACAAUGCUCGUGGUGGUGGUGUGAGCAGAACACCAGAGUGUGAUAUGUGUAAAUGUCCUUACCAACAACAUGCUGAAAUAAAUGACAGUAUGUAACUUAAACAAAACAUAAAAAAUGAAAAAAAAAACACCAAUAAAUAUUGACACAGUUAGUUUGAA